This is a messenger RNA of Mytilus californianus (California mussel), 3192 nucleotides long. RefSeq lists its product as uncharacterized. The record is from RefSeq and is a predicted model, not a curated record. The transcript has 6 exons. NCBI's taxonomy places the organism in Eukaryota, Metazoa, Mollusca, Bivalvia, Mytilida, Mytilidae. The coding region runs from base 167 to 823 and encodes 218 amino acids.
AAUGUACAAUGCAAUGACGACAUAGGUUUAAAGUCCAAACUAUUUAUUAUUGUUGAACAUCAGCUGAGCGAAUCCUAUCCAAACAGAAUCUUGAUGUUUUAUGUAACCAUGUGACACCGGAAACAUAAACUGAAUCAAUAAGUGCCAUUAAUCAUCAUCCUGCAAAAUGUACAUCUAUCACGAAUUCGUUUCAUUAAUGACAUUAUCACUCGUCUUUGUUUUGCUGCUUGUGUUUGUAGAAGGAACUGAAAUUGAAGGAAGUCCAUCAAAUCACAAAUGUAAUAAAAUCAAGAGGACAGAAAAAAUUGCUCAAAUGUAUGAAACUGGACCAUGUGUUCAAGCUUAUAAGGCCCGUUGUGGAUGGUUCAGUUUAGAUCUGUGUACUUUUUACAAAAAAGAAAUUUGUGAUAAAAAUAGCAACAGAACACAGUAUUAUUAUUCCACUGUGAGUGUGUGCUGUGAUGACUAUAUUGAGGCUCCCAAUGGGACCUGUAUAAGUGUAAAAUCAGCUGAUCCAGUUUGGGUUUUAGACAAAGAAAAUAAAACAGAUGUAGUUUAUGUAAAUAUUGAAGAUAUACCAACAACAACAACACGUUCCAAUCGUGGAGCACAGAAAGGUCAACAAAUAGUACAUUCUAAAGAGGAAGAAUCUGGUCUAUCUAAAGGAGCAAUAGCAGGUGCUGGCUGUGCAGUAGUUUUCUUGAUAAUUGUGAUAGCCUUCACAGUAAUAGGUAUACGUAAAAGAAGAUUAAGAAGACCUAAAAAGAAACCAGAUACAGAUAAAGAGAGAGAAGGAGAAACCAUGCUGACAAUGUCAACGUGAUAAUUGAGAGAUAGAUACUGUUUUUGUCUGCUUUAACUUUCUAGAGAAGCACAUCAGGGAUUAAACAGCAAGCAAUUUCACAUAUGAUGUAUUCCUAAAUGCACAUUCAUCUCACUACCAUUUUGUUUGUAGCCUGGGAUAUUUACAUUGGUGGUCUUGGAAAGCAGCAUGUUUAAUUACACAUAUAUCAAUAUACAUUCUGAGUAUAGAAACAUCAAAUCCAAAUAUGAGAUUUAAAAAUUAAACUAACAAAUGAACAAAGAAAAACUAUUAAUUCACUAUUAAUUGUUCAGUGGAUUUAGAAAACAAUAAAUUGCACCAUACUCACUGUAGUAUAGUUUAGUCCUUUGAAAACUAAGUCAUAUUCUAACAAGAAACAAUGGUCUGAUCUGUGGCUCCACAUUUAUGUAUUGUAUUCCAUAAAGUGCAAAUUUAAUGUUCAUAUACAGGUACUUACUGUUGAUAACAGUUUAAGCUUGUGUUACAUUUCUCAUUUAUAAUCGGGCCAGAAAAUUGAUAUCAAAAUAGUGUUUAUGAAUAUGAUAAUAUUAAUAAAAAACAAAGAAAUGCCAACAAAACAACAACCUUUUUUAGGGACAAAAAUAUAUAAAAAUAUAUUUUAAAAUCCUACAAUUAAUUAUCAAACUCGAAUAUUAAAUUUUUUUUGUAUUAUUUUGGGAAAAGGGGAGGGGAGGGGUUAUAUCCAUUGCUAUUAAAGCUUUUGGUUGCUCUUUCUUUUAAUGUUGUUAAUGCAUUUAAUCCAUAAAAGAAAGUCUCCAUUUUUCUAAGAUAUUUCUUAAAGUAGGAAAUACUUGUUUGAUGAACAAACCUAUUUAAGACAUUCCAAGUUGAAAAAGUUCUCGUAGUGGAGGGGGCAUUAAGUUUUUUUGAGAUCAACAUUACUCUUUUCUAAUAUAUAUAUAUAUUGUUUUAAUUGAUAGGUUGAAUACAGCUCAAUUUGUGCCAAUUUCAUUCAUAAAUUUCUCAAAUGUUUUUUUUUUUUUGAAUGUUGGUUUUAAUUCAUGUCACUUUCAAACUCAUAGUUUUGUUAAACAAGUGACAACAUACAAUUUGAAUAGAGAGAAACAAUGGUUUGCUGAACGAAGAACAUUUCACAAUUAUUUAAAAUUAUUCAUUAUUUAAAAAUAAUGAAUGACACAUAGUGUGGAUCCAAAAUUAUUUCUUGGUUUUGUGAGUAAAGGUUAAAGGUUAACCAUGAUCUAAAGUGUUCAUCAACAUGCAAAUUAUCUAUACAUUUGUCUGCCUAAUUUGUAAAAGCCAAAAAAUCAAGUAUCCGUGACCAUUGAAUUUUUCUUCAAUCCAUGAAAACAAAUGAUUUACACAAUAUAUAUAUAUAUAUAUAUAUAAUUCGUCUAAAUUACAGCCCAACAAUGUUAGAUAUAUUUGUUGUAGAUAUGUCAGUAUUUAUUGUUUGUGUGCAAUAAUUUAAAUUGUCGAUAUUUUGUGAUAAAUGUUUGUGUUGUCAUUUUGUAAUUGUUCAGAUUUUAUUUACCCUGAAACCAUGCUACUAUCAUAUCUAUCUGAAAUAAAACACAGAAUUGAAAUACAAAUAUAAGUCCUGCAUCAUAGUUUUUGAGAGCAAAAAUUAAAUUUUUGUAUUAUAUCACAGCAAUUUUGUAGGGGUGGUGAUUGUCUCUUACUGUUGUUUUUUUGUCUUUUUAAAAUUUGCUGUUGGUGUCAAAUACUCUGAUGUAUCUAUGAAUUUUUUUUUUCAAGAUUUUGACCUAUUUAGGUUUUGCAUGCCAUAGUAUUACAUGUAUUUGCAGAUAUAGUUCAGUGGUUGUUAUUGGUUCAUGUCUGUCAUAUUUGUUUUUCGUAAAUUGUUUUUUUAUGAAUUAGGCUGUUAGUUUUUUCGAUUGAAUUGUUUUACAUUUUUCAUGUCAGGGCCUUUUAUAAUUUUCCUAUUAUUGAAUAUUCUUGGGAAUCUUUUCUAAAAGCAUCUUUCAAUAAAAUUUAUCAUUAGUUAUACUAAAAUGUUCAUGACUAAUCAGAUUUUUUCUCGUCAGAUUAUUGCAGUGAGUAGCAAGCCUAUCAAAAUUAAGAUGGCUGCAAAUAUAAAAACAACAUUGCCAGUACCUAGAAUUCAAGAUCAGGAAUGAAAGGAAAGGGAGAUAAUUUUGUCAUUUCUGUAGGUUCUAACCUGAUAUCACAGUGGCAUGUUAACAGUCAUUAGAUAUUAAAACACAUUGCAUUGUAGACUGACAUCAGUUUCAAAUGUAUAGCGGGAGGGGGAAUUUGGCUACAAUUUUGUUGUAAACAGUCUAAAAAUCUUAUGUAUUUUUUUUACUUUUCCUCAUUGAAUGACAUUGUUUAAGUUGUGUUUCCUUGUAAUUAUUGUGUAAACAUGC